This is a messenger RNA of Botrytis porri, 1030 nucleotides long. RefSeq lists its product as uncharacterized. The coding region runs from base 278 to 727 and encodes 149 amino acids. The record is from RefSeq and is a predicted model, not a curated record. Lineage: Eukaryota; Fungi; Ascomycota; Leotiomycetes; Helotiales; Sclerotiniaceae. The transcript has 2 exons.
AUCUCACGGUGAGUAUUUCAUCAUGAAGGAUUUUGUUUCUGCGCCCCAAACAUCAUACAAAUUUCGGGUUGAUCGUGCGAGAGAAUCCUAUUGUAACGUCGUUGUACGACUUACUAGAUCACGUAUUCAGCUGCCAGGAUAUACAUAAGAUGGAGAGCCUUCCCAGCUUAGAGAUAUGGAUGAUUGUUCACAAUAACCUACUCAACAAACAUUCAAUUUCUACCUGAGCAAAUAAACCCAUCCAACCGAAAAAAAUCCAGAAAGCUACAAUAUCGCAAUGUCGAACCUAGUACUUCUCCAAGUACCUCACUCCCCCGGCGCAAAGCACAACCGAAGCUCUUCAGUAUAUUCUCGCAACUCUUGUGAUUCGACUUUCUCCGCCUAUACUGGCACCACUCUCACCACAGAAACAUGUCCCACGACAAUUCGUGCCCGGGAAUCGCGAUUGAGCUAUUCGGGUCCAUGUGACGGGACGGUAUUUUAUAUUUACGAUAAACCAUUGCCCCCAUUGCCACAGGAAGCUCUUGUUCAGAAACAAAAACCUUUGCCUCCAUUACCGCGCAGCAUGUCUCGUCGCAGAUCCCAUCAAAACAUGAGAAAUUCCAUGUCGGAACCGAGGAACGAUACUAUAUACUAUGAUGAGAAAGAGGUGUAUGUCCACAAUCCGUUUAGUGAUGAGAAAGUAGUGCUGGGAGAAAGCUGGGAUGAUAAGGGAAAAAGGUUGUGAAGGGGUUGAGGCAAUACUGUAUGAAUAGCAUGGUAGUUGUGCUGUGGGAAUCACGAUUGAAUGCCCAGAGAUCUAGACGUCGAUGUAAAUAAUUCAGAGGGCAGGGUACACAGACUUUUUCAAGGGUUUGAGGGCGGAAUGAGGGUCUUCCACGCAAAAUAUACUUUCCGGCGUUGGGUUUGUGGUGGGGGCAUAUGCUUGAAGCCCUAAUGACUUUGUGUCUUGGGAAGAAAAUGCUUGGUAUUGCCAAAACCUUCAUUUCUUGCUCAUUGUAUACGGAGUACAUCAUAAUAAUAACACAUU